CAUUUCACACCCAACCAAACCAACCACCUCAUUAAUUCCUUCCUUCCUUCCCCUCAUCGAUAUAUCAUCUUCUUCUAUAAAAUAUAAAUCAAUCAAUAAACCAGCUACAACCAUAUUCCAUCAAAUUAAAAGAAAAUGAGCAAGUGCAGUUUGAUGGUGGUGACGGUGGGCUUGUUGUUAUGUAUCGUGGGUGGUGGUUGGGCGCAGCAGUCGUUGUCGGAGCAGUGUUCGCAGAAGCUACCGGAGGUGAUGACGUGCGUAGCCUUUGCUUCGGGCAAAGAAGGCAGCCCACAGCAAAAGUGUUGUGAUUCGGUGAAGGAGAUGAAAGAGAGUAACCCGGCGUGCUUGUGUUUUCUCAUACAGCAGAUCCAUAACGGAACCAAUCCGGCCUUGCAGAAGAUGAAUAUUCAAGAGGCUCGCCUUCUUCAGCUGCCUUCUGCUUGUAAGCUCGCUAAUGCAAGCGUCUCCGACUGCCCAAAGCUCUUGAAGUUGCCACCAAAUUCACCGGAUGCCGCAAUUUUCAAUAAUGUUACGAACACUGUUUCUACACCAACAGGAGGAUCGUCGCCUACCUCUACAACUCCCUCACAAGCGUUCAAACAUGGAGCAACAACACUCUUAAGAUCCAUUAUUGUUUCUUUCCUUGUUUUCUUGAUAAGUGGUUUUGGUGUCUAAAUUUUAGUCACGCCAUAGAGUGACAAUUAGUUUAUGCUUGCUAAUAACUAUUUUAAGUUUUUAAUGUAUGGAGAUUUAUUUAUAGUUACUUUUGUUUUGAUAUA
Molecule: messenger RNA, 779 nt
Organism: Helianthus annuus (common sunflower)
Lineage: Eukaryota; Viridiplantae; Streptophyta; Magnoliopsida; Asterales; Asteraceae
Product: non-specific lipid transfer protein GPI-anchored 1
Exons: 2
Coding region: 136-675 (179 amino acids)
Source: RefSeq, a predicted model, not a curated record